Messenger RNA from Ceratosolen solmsi marchali, 1119 nucleotides. RefSeq names its product chymotrypsin-1-like. Gene Ontology annotation, biological process: proteolysis. The record is from RefSeq and is a predicted model, not a curated record. The transcript has 6 exons. The coding region runs from base 1 to 1065 and encodes 354 amino acids. Gene Ontology annotation, molecular function: serine-type endopeptidase activity. Lineage: Eukaryota; Metazoa; Arthropoda; Insecta; Hymenoptera; Agaonidae.
AUGGGGGUCAACAACUUAUCCGACGCUCUCAUACCCAACUACAAUGCAAAAAGCCGCGAUGCGUGUUCUUUCACCAAAGAUUUGCGGAUCAUCGGGGGUCAGAACGCUCGAAUAAAAACAUAUCCAUUUAUGGCGUCAUUUAGAUAUAUCAGAAAUAAUGUAGUAGUGUGCGGGGGUUCAAUAAUCAGCAAUCAGUAUAUUCUGACAGCCGCUCAUUGUCUUUUCACUCAAUCAGGAGAUUACAGUAACAUUAGAGUAUACACGGGAAUAACUUUUAUGGAUGCUGUUUCAAGAGGAGGACACGAUAUCGCUCGAGUUUUCUUUCAUCCUGCAUACACCGGGGAACAUACAAUUGAACAAAUGAUCCAACACGAUAUUGCAGUUGUCAAGAUAAAACAUGCGAUUGUAUUUAAUCAGAAUAAAAACAUGAUAGAUCUUCCAGACAGAGACAUAGAUGACGAAGACAGUGGCUAUGUGUUGGGCUGGGGUUCCAUAUCUCAUCCAAACAAUACAUUUCCCAUGCAAUUGCAAAAAGCUUAUAUGUACAUUUACCCGUUAAGGGACUGUUUUGAAAUUUAUAAUUUGGAAACGGCUGUUGGACAAUUUUGUGCGUAUUAUAAGGAAAAUGUCGGACCGUGCAUUGGUGAUAGCGGUGGUCCAUUGUUACAGGUGCAAGAAUUAAUUCAAUUCAAUGACUAUCAAAAAUCAAUAGAUCUUCCAGACAGAGAUAUUGCUGACGAUGAUUCUGGUGUUAUUUUGGGAUGGGGAGCCAUAACUCAUCCACAAAAUACCUAUCCUGAAUAUUUACAGAAGUCUUUUAUGCGUAUUUUUCCCAUAAAUUAUUGUUAUAGACUUUAUGAUUUUAAAAUGCACGUUGGUCAAAUUUGCGCGGUUAAUCAGGAAGGAGUCGGUCCAUGCAUGGGCGAUAGCGGUGGCCCACUUGUAAUUGAUGGGAAAGUCGCCGGUGUGCUUUCAAUUUCUCUUCCAUGUGCUACAGGAAUACCUGAUAUAUAUACCAAAGUUUAUUAUUAUCUAAAUUUUAUUAGGCAAAUUUUAAACCCUUAAUCUACAUUAUCUUAAUUAUUUAAAACAUUAAUAAAUGAUUCAUAUAUACAUUAA